AUGAAGCUCGUGAGAUUGGGUCACGAAAUUGUAACCACUGAAUUAAAGAACAGAACACAGGUCCAUGGAACAAUCGCAGACAGCUUACCUCUGGAUACACUUCUCGUGGAUGUUGAACCAAAGGUGAAGUCUAAGAAAAGGGAAGCUGUUGCAGGAAGAGGCCGAGGAAGAGGCCGAGGCAGAGGCAGAGGCAGAGGAAGAGGGGGUCCUAGGCGAUAAUAUCUCUCAAGACUACUAUUUCAAAGUAGUUUUGUUUGUUUAUGACAGACGGGGAAGA
Molecule: messenger RNA, 277 nt
Organism: Balaenoptera ricei (Rice's whale)
Lineage: Eukaryota; Metazoa; Chordata; Mammalia; Artiodactyla; Balaenopteridae
Product: small nuclear ribonucleoprotein Sm D1-like
Exons: 2
Coding region: 1-219 (72 amino acids)
Source: RefSeq, a predicted model, not a curated record